CGCACCACGCCUGUCUGCUCUCUAGUUACACUAUGGCGGCCCGGACUUGCGGAGGAGGACAACUUCUUACAGAUUCCUCCCAGAAAACUGUAGCAAGGCGACGGGUUUAAUCCCGAACCGCCUCGGGGGAGACACGACCGGGACUGAGGUAGACGACGGCUCGACGUGCGGCUCGAACCAGGCUUUUUGUCCGCCCCCACCCCCCGUCCUGGAUGCUUGUCGCGGCGGCUGUGAUGCGUGAGGAGCCGCAGCGGAGAAACUCCCCUGAUUUUUCCGCGUCUGCUUCUGCCCCCCGACUGUCAGUUAGCCGGCUAGCUGCGCGCUAACUCACCCGCUCCGCGCUAACGGUCGUAGUAGCCACUCACCACGGGGCUAUCGCGCGCGUUUCACCCGCCCGGGGAGACGGGGAUGGCAUUGCGCCUCCAGCCGGCCAUCGAACCGCUCGAGACGGGAGAGGAGAACGCGUUCGAGGACCCGGACGAUAAGUUUGUCAGCAGUCAUUAGCCUAGCCUAGCCUAGCCUAGCUCGCCUGGUACACCGCCAGGUAACUGUUGGCCGGCCGCUAGCGCUUCGCCUGUCCACUAGCGAGCUAGCCAAUUAGCAUUUCUGUGGAACCUGCUAAUCCCCGGUUCAUCCCGGCUCUGCGCCACCUGAUUCAGGCCGAGACUAAGCCAGUGUGUGCCCGUCGGCGAAGCGCUUAUUGACACGCUACUGUUUAAAAACAAGUGGUUGUGUUGACUGUUGAAAGUCCUUCGCUAGGUGUGUGUGUGUGUGUUUGUUAGCGGUCUUCUAGGUGUUCUCUAGGAGGGAGUGGUAACCGUCGGGUAGCUAGCUGAGAGCCCCUGGAUCAGGGUCCUGCCAGGCUGUACACGAGGACCACUCCACGGAUGACACUUCACUGACGUGUGCGAGCCGAUCCCCGUGCGGCUCGUCGAGGUGUGAGAGCUCCUCGUUAGCCUGCUGCAAGACGAGACUCGACCCAGCUCGAAAGCGCGCCCGACUCUGCCCCCCCUGCUACUGACAGACACCAGGGUUAGUUUACUGCACUGAUUGGGCUUUGGAGUCGGUAGCGUCCAUUAAGUGGUGGGAAGCUGCUGCUGCUGCUGUCUCUGGAGGGGGACCGCAGGUCCGAGUCCGUGGCGGCCCCACCGGCUUCCGUCUCCUGCCCCAGUGCUGGAGGAGUUUGAUGGACGUGGAAGGCUGUUUGCCAGACUGUCAGUGCUAUACUCAGUCAUGUAUGUCUUGACACAUGGCACCCUGGUCUGUACAUAGUGCCUGCUGCCGGAUUUAAGUGUCGUUAUGUAGCUUUGGUGGACAGUGAGUGAAGGGAAUGUCUUGUCUCUUUUAUACCUGUUGGUCUGUUUUUUAUUUUCACUUUUCCCAAACACACGCGAGCUUCGUUGCAAACCGUGGGAAAGCAGUACAGCCCGGCCCGUGCACAGGGGACAAUGUCUAUUAGCGAGUGCCUGGAAGCUUAAAGGACUAACAGCUCUGCCUACACACAGAGCCACGUAUAUUGUAGAUUAUUCUUUGGGGAUUGCAACACAAGCCUGCCACUCUGGAUCAAGAAAACGGGUCCCUCGUGUCCGGUUGGAGUAACACUCUCAAGCCAAAGUCAAUGCCUUCGGCGCUGGCCGUGUUCACCUGCCGACCCAACUCGCAUCCAUUCCAGGAGCGGCAUGUGUACCUGGAGGAGCCCGUCAAGAUCGGCAGGUCGGUGGCUCGGUGUCGACCGGCCCAGAACAAUGCCACCUUCGACUGCAAGGUGCUGUCCAGGAAUCAUGCCCUGGUGUGGUUCGACCACAAGACCGGCAAGUUCUACCUGCAGGACACGAAAAGCAGCAACGGGACAUUCAUCAACAGCCAGAGGUUGAGUCGUGGCUCAGAGGAGAGUCCAGCCUGCGAGGUCCUCUCUGGAGACAUCAUUCAGUUUGGUGUCGACGUCACUGAGAACACGCGCAAAGUCACCCAUGGCUGCAUCGUGUCAACAAUCAAGCUCUUCUUACCCGAUGGGAUGGAGGCACGCCGUCGAAGCGAUGUCAUCCAGGCUCCGUUACCACUUCCUGUAGACCAGAUUGCAGCCAACACUCCCAGUAUGUAUUCUCAGGAACUGUUCCAGCUCUCCCAGUAUCUGCAGGAGGCCUUACACAGAGAGCAGAUGUUGGAGCAGAAGCUCGCCACUUUGCAGCGUCUGCUCUCCUCAACUCAGGAGGCCUCAGAGAGCAGCUGGCAGGCACUGAUUGAUGAGGACCGUCUGCUCUCCAGACUGGAAGUGAUGGGCAGUCAGCUACAGGCCUACUCUAAGUCCCAGACGGAGGAGGGCAUCCGGAAGGAGCUCUUGGCUCUUCAGGAGGACAAACACAACUACGAGACGACAGCGAAGGAGUCUCUGAGGAGAGUCCUGCAGGAGAAGAUCGAAGUGGUCAGGAAGCUGUCAGAGGUUGAGCGUUCACUCAGUAACACGGAGGAUGAGUGCACCCACCUGAAGGAAAUGUCUGAGAGGAGCCAGGAGGAGCUGAGGGAGCUCGCCAACAAGUACAACGCUGCCGUCAAUGAGAUGAAAGAGCUCACAGACAAAAUCAAGGCGGCUGAGGGACGGCAGGAGGAGCUGACCCAGCGGGGGGCCACGGAGAAGAGGGAGUUGGAGCUACGGAUUGAGGAGAUGGAGGAGAAGGAGCAGGUUCUCCAGGCUCGCAUCGAGGCUCUGCAGGCCGAUAACGACUUCAGCAAUGAGAGGCUCGCUGCUCUGCAGGUUCGGUUAGAACAGCUACAAGAGAAAAGCAUAAAAGAGAACAACAGCCUGGAUGUGGACAUUGACUCCAUUGGACCCGUAGAGGAGCCUGUGGAGGACAAACAGAGCCAGGAGACACCUGAGAGCCACGAGGAAGACGAGGAUGAGGACGAUACAGACACUGAUGAUGGUGCUGUCGGUGAAGAUGAAGAUAUUGAUGACAACUGUCACGUUAACAACAGCGGAGGAGACUCGACUAGAAUCCAACAGUUGAUUGAGUGUCCGCCGGUGAAACAGCUGAAGGAGACUGUUAGUUCUUCAAUCCACAAACUGGCCAACUUUGAUGAAGUGUUGGACGCACACCUACAAAACAACCAGACUGGAGAGGACGACAUCCUGGCCAGCCCCGAUCGACUCAAAGGGAAUCAGAUGGAUGCCAAAGAGUCAGACAUGUCAGACACUCUGAGUCCCAGCAAAGAUCGCAGCAGUGACGACACGUCAGACGGCAACAUGGACGACCAGGAGCUGAAUGAUCCACAGAACACUGUAGCUCUGCUCAAAGCUGAGUUGCAUCGGGUUGGUCUCGAGCCCGGAGACACGGAGCAGGUCAUCCACCAUCUCCACAGAGAGCUUCUGGAGGCCCAGGAACUAGCCAACACCGGAAAGCAGAAAUGUCAGGAGCUACAAGCUCUGUUGGAGGAGGACAGGAGGAGUAACUCUCAGAUGACUGAAGAGUCGACCAAACAGAUCCAGUACCUGCAGACUCAGCUCGGGAAGCUGCAGGCCGACAUGGAGGCUUUGAGGGAGCAGAGAGAGAGCACCAUCUGCAGCACCAGAGAAGAGCUCUACUCCGCCCAGGAGGAGAUCAUCGUUCUGCGGCACGCCAUGGAGACAGCCACGGCGGAGCGGGAGCGGGAGAUCGCCGCCCUGCAGGCCGACCUGGGCGGUGUGCGCGUUGAGCUGGACCACUGGAAGAACACUGCCGCCAAGUACGAGGAGGAGAUCAGUCGACUUCAGGAGGCCUUCACCCAGCAGCAAAAACAGCAGAACACUGCCAACCAGCUGCAGGUGGAGUGUGGUACGUUGCAGCAGCGCUGUGUGUGUUUGCAGCAGGACUGUGACGGCCUGAAAGAUGAGAGGAAAUCCCUCACAGACAAACUGCACCACCUGGAGGCUGAGCUGAGCAGCACCAGGGAACAGAGUCUGGUCCUCAGCAGCUCUCUGGAGUCUCUGGAGAAGAGGGAGGAGGUUCUGCAGGACAAACUGGGUUCUCUGGAGAACCAGCACCUGCAGGACGCAGGCAGGCUGAAGAGCCAGCUGGACCAGGCCCAGGCCCGCACACACACACUGCAGACAGAGUAUGAAGUCACACAGUCUCAGCUGUUGGACCUCCGUCAGCGACAUGAGCGAACAGAGCAGGAGAAGCUGAACAUCCACCAGGAGCUGGAGCAGUGCAAGAGCAGCCUGAAGCUACUGCAGGACAAAGCCAGCUCCCCAUCCAUAUUGCAGCCUGUCCAAGCCAUAUUCAUGGGCCUUGUCCUGGCUCUGCUCUACUGGUGUUUCGGCCAGUUGUGGUAGAAAGAGCGGCUGGAGUCCCUGGAUGCCGGUCAUCGCAGUGAUGGUCGCUGUGACGGCAGCCGUCCUCUACCCCAACCUCUCCAAGAGCAGCUCCACUUAGGACACAUGGACACAGACACACACACACACACACACACACACACACACACACACACACACACACACAGGGCGCUGUGAGGAGAGCAUCACUGCUUUACUUGUAUAAAGUUAAAUUGUACAUAAUUGUAGAGGGAAUAUAAAGGUUGUGGUUUCUACAGAAGAUUCAGAAGCUUCUCGGUUUAUUUUGUUGUUUUUUUUUUUUUUUGUUGGGGUUCUGUAUUGUUUUUUUUUGUUUGUUGGUUUUUCUGCAAGCGGGAGUUUCGUUGUCGUUUUUAUUCUCGGCUCUCUCAGCUGUGGUGGGGGCUUUUAUUUUUUGGUUUUCGUCUUUCUGCUGAUUUCUAGGUAACAAAUCGUUCUGCAGCAGAUCUGAGCUUCCACACGAACGGCCCGAGGUGACGUUCACACACACACACACACGCUCCCCCGCCCGGUUGUAAACGGAACAGGGUGGAGGAACCAAGCACUUCCCAGCGGCCUCGGGGCAGUCGAGGGGAACCACUUCCACAUUUACCUCAGAAACUGGUUCAUUGGCUCUCAGCGUGUUUAACUGCAGCUCUGCCCGUUUCAUCAACACUGACAUAUUUUAAUAUUAAGUCGCUCCACACGUUUUUUUUUAACAGCUUUAUAUGUUGACAUCAAAAAGGAGUUUUAAUAACUAAAAGUUCAUAUUGUUGAAACAUGGUGUGUAUUGAUAAUAAAGUUGGUUUGUGUCAGAUGAUCACAAAUCCACUGACACCGGGGCUGCCACCUUUUUAUUCACUGUUAAAAAGUCAAUCUGUAAAUAUCUGACACUUCCCCGUCACUGGCUUCAGAUCAGAUUUGACCUAAUAAAACAGAGUCUGGUGUUUUCAGACGUCUGGUUUCAUCUGAACACAAAGAGGUCGAACUCACUGUCGUCCGUGAUGAAGAAGAGCUGUAGACGAGUCAUUCACCUGAGUCUGCUGGAAAGUGUUGGUCACGCCGCGGCCGCUUCAGGAAGUCCAGCUCUGCUCUGGUUCCCGUCGGCCAUGUUGGAUGUUGAACGUGGCGUUUUCUGUUUUCUCUUUGUUUUGUUUGGGGAGUUUUUGGGGUCGGGGGUUUAAACUUGAAGCCAAAUUAUUAAAAAAUAAAAGUCAGAUUGAUUUUCUUUAUUGGCGACACAGUAAAAGGGGUCAAAGUGCCUCUGAUGUGACUUACUAACACCACAGUUUGUGUAUUUGUGCGGCAAACACUACCACACACACACACUUGCGUAGUGUCUGAGGUGUGUCUGUUGUUUGGAGAGAAGAUGGACACUGACCUUCCUUCUCCUGGACUCAUGACCUUCACAGUGGAACCUUGAUAACUGUCUCUUUAGGACCAUGUUGGUUCAGCUCUGGUUCAAACUCAACAACUUCUGGAUGGAUUCAAAUUCGCUUCCCUGAAGAUUAAUCCCAUUGACUUUUGUUGUAGCGCCACCAUGUGGUCAAGAUAUGUUCGAGUCCCACAUUUAAGUUAGUGAGAGGAAAGCUGUUUACGAUACCCAGUUAUAUUAAUAAUUUACUGUUGCUCACCUUAAUGCAUCGUGUUUUUUCAAUCAGGAUGCUGCCACCUUUUAAUCCUACUGCCAAUUCGUCCUGGUGGUCAGUCACCGUACUGCACCACAAAGGUUUUUUUGCACUACAGUCUGUCCCCCCCCCCCCAAAAAAAUAGACAAAUCUUUGGUUAAUGUGCGUUGAAAUCAAUUUUCAGUCAAAUGAGAAGCAGCCUCCUGUGAGCUCAGAGUUUAGGUUUAACUAUCGACCCACCGUGUUGAUCUAUAUCCCCCUAAAACAUUUGCUUUCGAAAAUCUAGUUUAAAUCCUAAAUUUUCCCAAACCAAUGUUUGCCAUCGCUGCACAUCCUGACACUUUACCACUGUCAGCUGUCGAUCUGCGGGGGGGAAACUUCUCUGGCAGGAGAUGUGCGUCAUGUUUCCUCAUGUACACGCAAAACCUGCAAAACCUUUGUUCCACAGAGCAAAUGGUGGCCAAACGUUGCAGGGUCCCUGAAUGCAGCACAGAGUCCUGCUGAGUCUGAAGUCCACCAGUGAAGAGCUGAGUGACGAGAUGUCUGCUGACACACCAUCACACCUCAUUCUCCUCCAAUCAGAGUCUAUUUAAUGAUCCAAGACCUAAGUUAUUGAUAAUAAAUAUGAUAAUCUUCUUUAAUUUCCUGUUGCCAGCCUCAUGACUUAUUUACACGACAACAUCCACAUCUCAAACUGGGAAAAACUCUAAACUCUAAAACCAGACCAGAAGUUUAUCAGACCAGUUGAAUGUUUUGAUCCUCACGUCUCCAUCUUCUCUUCAAACACAGUCACACACACUUCAGGCCUCUGCUGAGAUCAUGUGUGUGUCUGUCUGUGUGUGUGUGUGUGUGUGUUGUUCACACUCUGGACUCUUGAGCAGUGUUUGUCAUCAUCUGUGUACUCUGUCUUGUCUCCGUGUUUUAAAAAAAGAUAAAUAAAGAGAGAAAAUACAACGAACAAAUAUUCCUGAUGUUUAAAGAGAAGAACACUACAGAACAGUACAGAGAGAGAAUUGUAAAAUAAAAAUGUUAUUGAAAUGACGUGCUACUAGACUUAUUUUGUUAAAAUUGUUUAGAGAUAUGAGAGGGAGCUGUGUAGAGGAUAUGAUUCAGAUGAUGUGUUUAAUAUGCAGAGCGACGUUUGGAUUAAAGUUGUAGCAAGCUGACCCACCA
This is a messenger RNA of Pleuronectes platessa (European plaice), 7107 nucleotides long. It is a transcript of the gene slmapa, whose product is annotated as sarcolemma associated protein a. The transcript is spliced from 26 exons. The record is from RefSeq and is a predicted model, not a curated record. Gene Ontology annotation, molecular function: protein binding. Lineage: Eukaryota; Metazoa; Chordata; Actinopteri; Pleuronectiformes; Pleuronectidae. The coding region runs from base 1619 to 4309 and encodes 896 amino acids. Gene Ontology annotation, biological process: regulation of membrane depolarization during cardiac muscle cell action potential; protein localization to plasma membrane; regulation of voltage-gated sodium channel activity.